Molecule: messenger RNA, 6579 nt
Organism: Astrephomene gubernaculifera
Lineage: Eukaryota; Viridiplantae; Chlorophyta; Chlorophyceae; Chlamydomonadales; Astrephomenaceae
Source: the annotation of a GenBank genome assembly
GUUUACAACGUGUAUCACAUACAUAAAUGUGCCAUUUUAUGACCUGAUGUGUCGUGGCGGGCGGUCCCAACUGGCUUUCCGCCAUGUCAUGACUCUCACAAGCUAAACUCCAGUCACUUACUUCAUAAGUUGUAUCAAAUACUACCCAUACUUGGUUCAGAGCGACAAUUAUAGAGUAACGCUAGCGGCUAGGACAGCUUAGGGGAAUUGCGCCAAGCCGAGCUCCGGGACUGUGGAUGCGCGCCAUCUGCCAGGCGUUGUGGAGCCUCUUACCUUUCGUAACAUGGAGCUGACACACGCUGUCAGCUUCAGCGACGGUGCAAUAGGGGCGUGAAAGGGCCUGGAGGAUAACUCUGGCGUAGCAACUCCAACCAAGGAUCUCGGCCAGUAGAUUUCCGCUCGCACCCUAUUGUGUCACAAGUCAUGAUAUGACGGCUUCAGCCAUCAGCAGCAGUAGCUGAAGCCGCAGCAGUAUCCGCUUUUGUUGCUUUUGUUGCCUAGGUUGGCAGCAGCUUUCGGCCUGCGUUGAUCCUCCAUACCUGGAUUCAGUCGCAGUCAAUACGAUGUUCGGACUAAGACAUGCGGUCCAAGGUGGAUCUCUAUCACAGCCGCCAAACAUGGAAGGCCCUGUGGCAUUUGGCGUCGGAUCUGUUACUGCAAUGGUGGAUCGAAAUGCAGUGGGCGAAGACUGUGACCACUUGCGUUCCGAUAAACGCGCGCGCAUGGAGCUUGGCAUUGGCCAUGGUGCUAUCCAUGCGCCAGAUGGCAUCGAUUGUGCUACGGACGGCGCGUCGGCCUGCAUCACCCCGCCAAACAAGUACUCUUGCGGUGCUCCACCAUCAGGCUCAGUCCACAACGACCCACAUGGCCACUAUCCCCAACCCCAGGCCCCGUGCGCGCCCUGGGAGAAGCCCCCACCGCUGGUGGCCACCCAGGGCAGCGGUCAGUACUCUCUCAAGACUGUGGGCAGCUCCUGUAGGUCGACAGCGGUUGCCAGCAGUAGCGCACCCAGUCCCAACCCCGCGCCCCCUGCGGGCGCCCUUCACCAGCAGCCAUCGCAGGACAUGCUGCUCACGAGCCCAUCCGCUGUUCCCUGGCGGCAUUGCGACUCGGGUUUGCAGGCAAGCAGGGAAGGCCUCGCUCCCGUGGCCUGCGGUUGUGGCGACAGCGCGGCUGCUCGGUGCAUGCAGCCGCAUGUAGGCUCAGUGCCCAACGGAGGUUCAACACCGGAGACUUCCUUAGCAGGCGGACAAUCGACUGGUGCAGCGGCGCCCUGGGAGCUUGGCACUUCAUCCAGUGGGACUGAGGCGGUGGUGACCCCGACUGUCGUGCGGUGCCCGCAUCUGGUUGUCCCGUUGCCACCCAUCACCACAGGACUUCCGGAGCAGCAGCAUCGUGAGGUGGCAGCAGGCGCUGUUGUUGCCGACUCACGCAGCGCUGCCGUCGCCGCAUGCGCAGCGGCGCAAGGCAAGCAGCAGCUGGCAGGCACGGACGCGGACACGGGAUAUGGCUACUCUCGGAGCGUGGGACUCUUUGACUACGCGUCGAUGUGGAAAGGCGCCUGUGAGGCGCUCGAGUCCGUGCCAUCCUUAGCGGCUGCAGCCUGCACUCCUGCAGCACACCAGGAGCUGCCGGGUUCUGGCAGCGGCUUGAUGACCUGCCGCUCAUCACAAAAGCUGCAGCGUCAGCAAAGCAACAUCAUUACCACCGGCAACAGCAUUGAGCCCGGCCCGCCGCUGCUGUUGCACUGUGGCAGUGGCCGGACGCUUGCGUCGCCUAGGGCUGCUGCUGCGCACCACGUCCCGGGCGCAUGCGGCAUGCCUGCAGCGGCAGGAGCCACAGCCAGCGCGCCUGCUGCCCAGGCACCGGGCAUGAGCGCAGCCCUGAAUAAAGUCCUUCAAGCGCCCCUUAGGAAGUACGGCUCGGGAAUCAACCCCAACGCUGUAACCACGGGAGCGGGACCGUCUCCUGCGGAGAUGUGCGUCCCCGCCCUGGCUUUCUCUGCGCGGCAAGAGUGCAGGGAAGGCCACCUGGCUGAUCAUGGAGUUGGAGAGGAGCGUCGGCAGCACCGCAGGCGUGCAGGGGAGGUGGAGCCGGGCUCGCCGGCCGAAUUGGCGGACGAUGCGAUAAGCUCUUGCGGAUCGAAAGAUGACUUCCGUGCGGCAUCGCCUGGGGCGCUCUCGCCGGCAGCGUUUUCGUCACAGCAGCAUGAGCAGCACCAGCGGCCCUUCGCGUCUGCUCACAGCAUGCUGGCGCCGCCCUGCAGCACAUUAACUACGCAGCUGAAGGCAGGCCCCAGUGCGCAAUUCCUCACGGCAUCGCAGAGCGCCGUUCCCGAUGAUUCCGCGACCUUGGCGGCGCCAACCGGCUGUGUUCCGCAUCCAACGUCGGCGCAGGCGUUGCAGCCUAGCAACCCCUGCCCCCAGCCCAUGGAGGCGGAUGCUGCUGUGGUUGAUGCAGACAUAGACGAAGCUGCGGCGGCCCUUUUGGAGGCCCAGGAGGACGGCGAUGCUUGGUGGGAGGGCCCUGCGGACCUAGAGCAGGAAUGGCAGCACGUUGGAGAUGCUUUCAUGGAGCCGCCAGCAGCAACGGUGAACAACGCGGCACCGGCCCUGGACCACACCUCCCCCGCCGCCGAUUGCUCUGCAGCAUCCAACGGCGUUGUGGCUUGUCCUGGCGGCAAUGCGGCACACCCCUCAGCAGGCACCCCGGAUAGCGACGCGGCUGCCUCGUUCUGCACGGCCGCAAAACAUGCAAACACGGCUCAGCUUGAGGCGCUUGGAUCAUCACUGCCUCCGUCUGCGCCUUUGGAAAUGGCUGCCCCCGCGUUUGCAGCGUUGUGUCCGACGGCCUCGGCGCUGCUGCGCUCAGGUCAGGCGGUUGAGCCGCCUGUCGAUGGGCAGAACGUACGGCUUACAGCGUCGUACUGGGAUGAAAUGGAGCCGACAUACGGCGAGCCGCAGGAAGCACCCCAGCAGCCGCAGCAGCCGCAAGAGAUGGGUGUUGGGGGGUCGGUUGCGGGGCCGUCGCGGUUGCCACACCAGCUUCCACCGCAGUGGCCCUCCGGUCAUACGGCCGGGCCCUCCGUUCCUCUUCAGGAACAGCAGGCGGCGCAGGUGCCCCAGCCCGCUCAUGAGCUGGCGCCAUCGCGACCGCAGCCGCAGCAGCCGCAGCAACAGCAAGUGACGGACAAGCAGGCGACCGCGUGGCCCGUGCGACAGGCGCCCUCUACCUGUGAAAGUGCCUCGCAUGCUGCGCAGCCCGCAGGUCAGGACCCGCCCCAGGCCUACCUUGCGCAGCAAGGUGGAGGCAAGCGCCAGUUCUGCGGUGAGGGUAGCGGCUAUGCGCAGGGCGUCGGUUGGGCGCCCGCUGGGGACGCUGGCAUGGCGCGGACAUGUGAGCGGUACGGGGCUGUGCCGCCGUCUUGUCAGGGCUGGGGCCAAGCGCCGAUGGGCAGUGUUGAGCAGCGGUUACAGCAGGAGGUCCAAAAACCGCACCAGCGGCACCAGCAACAGGUGGGCAUGCAGGGGUGGCGCGGGCCUGGCAGCCCGGCUCAUGCGAUGACGGAGGCGACGGCCUACUGCAACGGACACAAGCGACACAAGACCGCUGACGUCCAUGACUGGGAUGGCAUCAUGGAAGACGUCUCCGACAUUAGCAGUCGCCGAUCGUCCUAUGGCAGCGGCAAUGGGGCGGCUCAUCGAUCUCUACAGCACCUGCAGGGGCCGCACCUGCAGGCGCAGCAGCAGGAGGCGCAACAACAAUACUACGCGCAGGAGCAGUAUCCCGCCUCUCGUCAGUUGCAGACGUUUGAGUCGUUUGAAAGCAGCAACGACUUACAAGCGCCCUAUGUCGGUGCUUUGACCUGUGCAGAUCAGCCGUCGCACGGCUGCUGUCCCCCGGGCCAAGCCGGUAGCGUGCAACCAUGGCAGCCGCAUGCACCGUCUGCCACACCACAGCCCUUGUGCGCCUGCGAUUGCGAGGCCUGUCGAGCUGCGCUGGUAUCUGGACCGGCUGCCGCCCGUCCUGCUGCAGUAGGAGUUCCCGAGCCUCGGCCGCGAUCCCUGAGCACCGGUGGCAGUGGGAAUACGUUGAUGUAUGGACGGUGCGACUGCCCAGACUGCAACCGAGCAUACGAGCCAAGCACCAGCGGAGGAUCUGCGCCCAUGUCGUAUGCUCCGUACGGCAGUCAGCCGCGGCAUGGCACCCUGGCAGCGGGCGCCUCUACAGCAUUGCCGCCAUCGGGCGUUGCUGCUUUCCCAGCAAUGCAAGGCCACAGCUCCUGUCCUUGCGACAUGUGCCGCCGCGCCGCGACAAGCUGCCAUCCUCCCGCCACCACAUACAGGGCGGCUGCUGGGCACACCAUGCCUCCUCACCCCAGCGGCUACACGCAGAGCGGCUUGCCGAUGGCCAGGAGCGCCCCUGAGCUGGCGCAGCCAGCACCGCUGCAGUACGCAGCGCAGGCGGCGUACGGCAAAUCCGCACCGGGCAUACACAACCACCUCCAGCUAGCGGCUGAACCGUCCUCAGGCCCAUGCAAGUGCUCUGCUUGCAUAUCCGGUGCUAUGGGAGAUGCCCUGCAUGCGCCCGCGGGCUGCAGCGUACCCCCUGCGCCUCUGCCUGCAGCUGGUGACGGGUACCGCGCAGCAGUACCUGGUCCGCUUGUGCCGUACGGUCAUGCGCCCGUGCUUGCCGGGGCGCCUGUUUGCAGUACAGGGACAACCGCGGCUUGCGCACAGGAGGGUAACCAGCCAACAGCCCCGCUGUCGCGCCACCCGUCAAUGGAAUGCCCGGCCCCGCCAGCGCCGACCCACAUGGCUUGUGCGCCUCAGCUGCACGCAUUUACUCAGCCGCAGCCUGCGCAGCCUUACCCCGCGUACGGUACUCACCUUCAGGCCUACACGGGUGGAGGUGUGCGUCUCCGCCGCAGCAGUGCCUCUAACGCACCAGCCGCGGCAACGCAAUUCGGAGCCGUUGCCGCAAGCCAGGCCUGGGCCGCCGUUCCACCUCCCAUGCUGUACCGAUCAGCCACUCCGGCGCCUUCUGAGGGCCCUUGCGGCCACCCUUUGGGCCCUCCUUCCCACUUCCUGCAAGCGCCGGCCCAGCAACAGCUUCCGCAGGGACCGCAACUCCAGCGCCUGUACUCUAAUGGGGGCCUAGCCAGGCAGCACUCCCUGCCGCCUCCACCCUUCGGCGCUGCCGCCGGUAGCGGAUGUGGCGCGCCCGGGCAGGUGGCCCCGCAGGCCUCCUCAGUUCCCGCAUGGGCUGGUGCGCCAUGCGAUGCAAGCGGUAAUGGCGCGGCUGACAUGGCUUGCUACCAGGUGCAUGACGUCGCCACCAACCCGGCGGGAGGCGGCACGAACACUGGAAUGCAGCCUCAAGGCGUUGAAGCAGGCCUAGCGGCUUCGGCCCUUCAGAGGAUGUGCUCCUCAGAGCUCCUGCCGCCUUCCUACUCUGCGCCGCCACCACCGGCAGGGGCGACCUGUGGUCCCUGGCAACAGCAGCAGCAGCAGGUGGCGCCAGCACCCUAUUCGGCUGGGAGCGGGCUGGCCGCCCAGGCAGACUUGUCUUCUGCGCAGCCGCCGCAUCUGUGUGUGCAAGCCAACAGGCAGGGCAUGUCGUCUGUCGCUGAUGAAGAGGCCAUGUGGGUAGAGCAUCCGUUCAUGUCGUGGCCUAAGCGCGGCAACCGCUUACCUUGAGCUGUGGGACCGUUGCAGUAGUGUGGACGACAAGUUCGCUUUUUGUAAGUAAUGUUGCCGGAAUGUGCUGGCGCGUUCUGCCAUAACUGCAUCGAACAACAAAAGUAUUGUAAAACGGGCUGGAAUUGGACCUUUUGGCGCGCAAUGUGCAUUGUGGUGGUUUUGCUGUUUGUUACUGGCUUGGAGAGCAUGUAGGCAUCGGAAUUUCCGCUGGGGACUCGAGUGCGGGUCUACUUGCUUUACGCUUAUGACUUAAUGCGCGUUCAUGGGAAAAGAUGAUAUGGGCACUGGCCAAGUGCCUAGAACUGAAGUCGAGCAUUGCGUUCGGGCGGAGUACGCACCCGCGUAGCAAGAUGUACACAGGGGAGUGAAGACAUGAGCGUGGAGUGUGUAUUGACGUAUAUGGACUUCACUGUCAGUGGCAUGGUGUGACCUAAUUUUGGGGCGCCGUUCCGUGUCGCACCCCUGCUUGGAUUGUUGUAUUGUGGCACGUGCGGUUGAAGUUCGAACUGCAUAUGCACGGCAAGCCCUGGAUGUGAUUCUGGUUUGAAUCUGGCCGCCCGCCUGCCUUUACUCGUCCUGUUGCGCACUUAUUGUUAUAUUUAUAAUGAAUGUGUCCCCGAUUGCUGGUGCUGUAUCCACAGUUGCACGUAUAUGCCAAUGUUACUUACGGCCGUUGGUUAACCCUAAGGAGGUCUAUGCUUAAUUGUUGUUUUAGUGGGCUUGAGCUUGUGUGAUGCUGGUUGGGCACUGUCAAGUGCGGACCAAAUGUACUAUUCGAACACUCUGGGGGCAUGGUUUGCAGGCUGACAAAGGCCUAGUCACGUUGUGCAACAACUUCCCUGCUGAUAAUUCAAUCAGUCCGCUGUUACGAUUACAG